This is a messenger RNA of Solanum dulcamara, 1755 nucleotides long. RefSeq lists its product as uncharacterized. The transcript is spliced from 4 exons. Lineage: Eukaryota; Viridiplantae; Streptophyta; Magnoliopsida; Solanales; Solanaceae. The coding region runs from base 350 to 1285 and encodes 311 amino acids. The record is from RefSeq and is a predicted model, not a curated record.
CUAGUACAUUAUUGAUUGCUUCUCUUCUCAUCUACCAUUUUCUCUUCUUCAUCAUUCACUCAUCAGCAUCCAAUUUAUUUGUUUAAUCUUUGUAUGUAAUGUGUCUGUAGACAGAAUUGUUCAAUUCUUCCCCAUUACCCCCUUUAUUAGGGCUUAAAUUACUUUUUUCCAUAAAGGGGUUCAGCUAUUAAAUACGUUUAACGGUUAAUUUUGGGAAAACCCCAUCUGGGUUUUGGAUUUUGAUUGGAAUUUGUAAUCAAAUUCUUGGUUAAUUAGGGAAAACGAAAACCCAUCUGUUUUUUUUUUUGGAUUUUGAUAAUUUGGAAUUGGAUUUGCUGAUUUUGUGGUGAUGACUUUUGCUGGGAGCGAUGAGGAGGAAGGGGUAGUGGUGGUGGUUCCAUCGCCGUUGUUAGGGUUGGCGAGGGAAGAUCUGAAGGGUGAUUAUGUGAAAUUAGGUGGAGAUGAUUUGGAGGAUAAUAAAGGUUUUGUUGCGGGUUGUAUGAGUGCUUCAUCUUCAGAGCUUAGAUAUGGAGGUAAUAGCAGAUGUUGGUCUCUUUGGUGGUGGGCUAAGCUGGUACUUGUCCUUGCUUUUGUGGGAGUGUUGGCUGCUGUUUUUCUCAAAUGGGUUGGACCCUUUUUCAUGGAUAAGGAGAUUAUUCCAAUACUGAAUUGGGAGACCAGGACAUUCAGUACUCCAGUACUAGCAGUUCUAGUUUAUGCUUCUGUGGCACUAUUCCCCACCCUGCUUUUACCGUCCACUCCCUCCAUGUGGGUAGCUGGGAUGACAUUCGGAUAUGGUUAUGGUUUUCUACUUAUCAUUGCAGCAGUUCCUAUUGGUGUAUCUCUUCCUUAUUUCAUAGGUCAUCUUUUCCAUCACAGAAUCCAAAGCUUGAUAGAAAGAAACCCCAAGAAUGCUUCUGUUAUAAGACUAGCUGGUGAAGGGAAUUGGUUUAAUCAGGCCCGAGCUGUUACAUUAAUCAGGAUUUCCCCUUUUCCGUACAUAGUCUUCAAUUACUGUGCAAUGGCAACUGGUGUCAAGUAUGGUCCUUAUUUGCUGGGGACACUCAUAGGCAUGGUUCCAGAAAUAUUUGUUACAAUUUACACUGGCAUCCUGAUAAAGACUCUUGCAAAUGCUUCUCAAGAGCAACGUUUUUUAUCAGCUCCACAGAUUAUUCUUAAUGUUCUUGGCUUUAGUUUCACUUUUGUUACAACUGUGAUGAUCACUGUAUAUGCAAAAAGACGGCUCAAACAACUACAGAGAGAUGAGGAGUUGUUGCUACAAUGAGCUUCUGCUUUGUUAUUGUGUCUGGACAGGUGAAAGAAAUGAAGGGAACGGGGAUCUCAGAUUCUUUGAUGACCGAGAAGGUCAUUUGCAUCCAUCGAGAAUCUUUAUUGCUGCGUAGGAUAUUAUCUGCACAUCACACUUAUAGCAGAGAUCAAUGGACAAUUAUUUGUCACUUUUGGUUUUAUUAGCUGCACAGAUCGCGUACAACUGCAAGGAAGUGCAAAGCAAGGAAACUAACAUAGCUGGCAUACACAGAGGGAGCAAUCACUCAUUCAAGGCUCUGUCUCAUAUUGUUGAGACCAUCAUUGUAUAUAUAAUUGAAUAACCCAAUUAUGGGUAAAACUGAAUUAGGGCAGAGUAUUUGAAGAAUGAGUGCUUGGGUGUGACAAAAGACAUAUGCUUUGAUUAAACAUUGCUAUUUUCAGUAGAAAUGAGUACUUCUAAAUUUCUCUUAAGAAAAUGCUGAAAAA